AUGAUGCGGGCAUUCAAAAAGCCCGGAGUCCAGCGCUGGUUUGGCCUCGGCCGUCCCUUUUCCGCGUUGGGCUUGCAGGACAUCCCAGGACCCAAAGCUUGGCCGAUUGUGGGGGCUCUACCCGACUUCAUGUUAAGAUUGAAUGGCAUGAGCCAGCCGAAAGGCCCACAGAUGAACAAGGCCUACGACGACUACUACCAUGAGUUUGGAGACAUCUACAGGCUGCGACUGGUCGGCGAGGAGAAUGUGACGGUUUGCAGACCUGAUUUGUACAUGCAGAUGUAUCGAAACGAAGGAAUGUACCCGGUGGGGGCCCUCGAUAGCGCUUGGAUUCUCAAGCGCUGGAGCAAAACGAACGACAAGAAAGCCAUGUCGGAGUGGUUUGGCAAUGGUGAGCCUUGGCGAAGGUACCGCCUCGCGGUGCAGGAAGACAUUAUCGGCCCGAAGACAGCGCGCUCUUACCUUCCCUACAUCAAUGAGUCCGUCAACUUGGCAUCCACCCACCUGCCAACUUUCGCCAAAGAGCCGAAUGAGUUCACUACGCGCCUGGCGUUCGACAUGUUCAGUGCGUUGUUCUACGGCCGGCAGAUGAAAACGACGUCUCCUGAUGCGAGCACCGAGGACAUGGACUUUGUGCGGAACACCCAGGAAACGUUCAAACUGAUGGGAACUUCGCUCUACAACCGCCACCUUCAGAUGGGAAUCUUCCGCAAUCAUCCUGUAAAUCGGGACUUCAACACGGCUUUCCAACGUAGUUUCGACUACUCGUGCCAGCUGCUUGAUGAGGCGCUGGAAAAGUCGAAGGACAUGCCGGCUGACACAAAACCGUACAUCGUGCGAAUCACUGAUCGCGGCAGCAUCCCGCUGGACGACAUCAAAGACAUAGCUGCGAGCCUCCUGCUAGCGGGCAUUGACACCACGCAGUCCGUGAUCAGCUGGAACCUCGUGAACCUUGCCAAGAACCCGGACAAGCAGGAGAUCCUAAGGAAGGAGCUUCGUGAAGUGCUUGGUUCGGGAGACCUCACCGAGGAAAUCGCAGCAAACAUGAAGACGAAGCUUCCCUAUCUCAAAGCAGUGAUCCGGGAAUCGCACCGACUCACUCCAGCCUCUGCUACUAUGACCGUGCGCCCGGCUCCCUGCGAUCUGGAACUCGAUGGCUACAAAGUGCCGGAAGGCACCAGGGUACUCUUCAACGUCUUCUCCGUGCAGAACGACCCCAAGUAUGUCGAGGAUCCUUCGGAAUUCAAGCCGGAGCGCUGGCUGGCGGAUGCCGUUGAGGCUCGCAAAGGAACCGAAGCGGAGGUGAUCGAUGAUAAGCUGCUGGCUACACCCUUCUCUUUUGGUGCCCGAAUGUGUUUGGGAGGUCGUGUAGCCGAGCUCGAGCUUUCUGUGGCGAUCGCCCGCUUGGUCCGAGACUGGAGUAUCAGCUUGGCGAAGGAUCAACCUGACUGGGUCAAUGUGCAGCCUAUGCUGACAACGCCGUCCCCUUUUCCGGCCUUUGUGGUCGAGGCGGCGUCUUAG
Messenger RNA from Symbiodinium sp. CCMP2592, 1521 nucleotides. The record is from the annotation of a GenBank genome assembly. NCBI's taxonomy places the organism in Eukaryota, Dinophyceae, Suessiales, Symbiodiniaceae.